Oldenlandia corymbosa var. corymbosa is the source of this 4239-nucleotide messenger RNA. Lineage: Eukaryota; Viridiplantae; Streptophyta; Magnoliopsida; Gentianales; Rubiaceae. The record is from the annotation of a GenBank genome assembly.
GACAAACCGACUAGUGUAGUUAUAAUAUACUAAUCAAAAUCAACUUCAUUGGAGUCAUCACCUCCAUUGGAGUCUUUUAUUUCCUGCUAAAUUCUUUCUUUUAUUCAAAGAAGUAAGACGGGCUGCAACGGCAUUUCCAUCUCUCAUUUCAUUUCAGUUUCAACGCCCUUUUUCCAUCUCUCUCCCUCUCCCUUCAAUUCUAAUCCCUUCCCUUCCUUUCCACAUCAUUCUCCAAACUGCAAGCAUAAAACAUGGUGUCCGACCGCGUUGAUACUUCUUAUUUUGAUUCUGCCAUGGAAGUAGCGGAAUCGGGGUGGCGAGGAUUCUAUUAUCCUCAACGCGGGCACAUCUUAUUUGACAGUCUGAGAAGGACAUUAGCAAUGCUCAAAUCAUUCUUUGUUGUUUUCUCCCUAAAACUAGACCAUCUGCAAAAUGCCAAGCUGGCAUCUUUCUUACAAAAAAUUGAACAAACUGUUCGUCGACAUGCAAACCAAUUUCAUCCCCUUCCCCUUGGUGAUGAUGGUUAUAUUACUCCCGAGCAGGGUAAAGUGUUCCAUCAGUUUCAAUUAGACGUUCUCCGAUUUCUGAAUAAAGCUCAAAAAUGGUACAUCACUAUGGAGGAUUCGUUGCUGCGACAUUCCCUUGUUACUGUAGGUGAGAUCUCCGCAAUCAUCGACUCCAACUUGGGGAUACUAGAAUUCAUCAAUUCCAAUUUGAAGAUUGAAACAAUCCGCUUUUUUGAUGGGCUGAAUCACCCCGAGGAGGAACCCACUCAGAUUAUCAAGGCAGAAAUGACUUUGUGGAUGAAAUUCUUGCGAAGUCUCAUCUGCUUUGCUCAUGAACCCACUCAAACUUUGUUGGCUCACGCUGAAGCCGUUUCUAUCCAUUUAAAUCUCGUUUUUAUGCGGAAUUUGGAGGACGCACUUUACGGGCUUGAAGUGUAUCUUGUACACAAUGCACGGUACGAAGAGGAUGAUGAUGGAGAGAGCGAUAAAGUGAGACUGUUAGCAUUGGUGGAAAAGAUCAAGCCUAGUAAUCUUCUCAGUUCUGAGACAUACAAUCAAGCCCUCAGGAGCUCAAAGUUGUCGAGACAAUCACUUUCUUCCACUCCACAAGACAUGGAUGAUGGCACCUUCAUUGCAACAGAUAAUUUCCUUUAUUCUCUCAUUUCUGUCCUUUGGGAGAUGCUACGACGAAACACUGGUAGUGUGGUUUCUAGCAAGGAUCACCUGCGAGAGUUCUUCGAAGGACUUAGAUCAUUAAGAAGCAUUCUCUGGCAGCAGAAAGCGCAACAGCCAAACAACAUUAUUCCAGACAUUGUUGAAGCAGUAUGUGAUGCCGGGGUUUUAUGUUCUUCCCUGAAUCAGACAAAUAUGGAACCAAACCUUGGGAUGUUUCAGGAUUUCACGGAAACAAUCAGCUCAAUCCGAACAAAGGUUGGUGGGGCGGAUCCACAGCUACCAACAUUCAACUUUCCCACUACUAAUCAGUUGGGUUUUGUGGACUUUGUGACGCAAAAGCUGAUUGAGCUAACAAGUGGCAAAAGUCAGCAUGUCCAAACUAUUCAUGAUGAACUUGUCUCCAUAAGACCUUUCUUGGGGGACAUUGUGAAGUUGCAUCGCCAGCAUGAGGAACUCCAAACUCUCUGGGACCGUAUUUUGAAGAUGGCUUAUAAGGUGGAGAGUUUUAUUGACUCCCUACUGGUUGAUACUUCAGAUGAUCUUUUUUCUGGGUCAUUUGAUUCCAUCAUGGAAGACAUCAGAAAUAUUAAGAUGGAAAUGCAAGUUCGGAGGCCAGAAAUCGAAAGCAGAAGGCCAGAAAUCCAAGCUGUGAAGGAAGGAAGUGGGAAAUGGGAUCCUGUGGUAUCACAAAAAACAACUUUGUUGACCCCGACAGAUGAGGUUGUUGGUUUGGUUGAUGAUGCAAAAGUAAUCAUGGAUCAGCUCAAAAGAGACACAAAGCAGUUAAGAGUUGUUGCCAUUGUGGGUAUGGCCGGACUGGGCAAGACCACCUUCGCAUCAAAGAUUUACAAUCAUAGUUCUAUUUCGCACCGCUUCGCUGCUCGUGCAUGGUGUCCAAUCUCUCAAGUGGUGAACAAAAAGAAUGUGCUCUCAGAACUUAUGAAGCAAAUUGAUCCUCGAGUAGAUCUUUCCGAGCUCAAGGAACAAGAUUAUGAAGAAAAGCUCUGGCGCAUGUUAAAAGGAAAAAAAUAUCUCAUAUUUUUAGACGAUGUAUGGGAUAUGGAAGCGUUGGACAGCUUGACAAUAUCAUUCCCAGAUGACAAGGUCGGAAGUAGAAUUCUUUUGACAAGUCGAUAUGAAGAUGUUGUUCCUGAAGAGAUGCUACUUGAUGGGAAAGUUCAUUUGCUCAGGAACCUCAAUGGAGAGGAGAGUUUGGAGUUACUGAAUAGGAAGCUAUCCCCUAGAGAGGAAGAUUUGAAUAGCGAUCUUGUGAAGCAAAUAGCGGUAUAUUGUAAGGGAUUGCCGCUAACCAUCAUGAUCGUAGCUGGACUUAUGGCAACCACAGGACCAAAAGGUUGGGAACAAAUCCGGGAUGAUUUAAGCUCAGGAAGUGCAUCUGUCACUGAGCACUGCUACGAAACAUUGGAGAGAAGCUACGGACACUUACCAGAUUAUUUAAGGCCAUGCCUCCUCUAUUUUGGUACAUUUCCAGAAGAUGAGCGUGUUUCAGUUGAGAAGUUGCUGUAUUUGUGGAUCGGCGAAGGUUUUGUUCGAGAAGUUGAGGGAAAGCGCAAAAAAGAUGUUGCUGAGGAGUACUUGAAAAGUUUGAUUGGAAGGAGCUUGAUUUUUGUUUCCAGGGGAAUAUCAGAUGUUGGAGCCGAAACUUGCUACGUUCACGAUUUGGUUCAUAGUUUUUGCUUGCAGAAAGCUGAAGCUGAACAGUUCUUCCACUUAGUGAAAGGUGUUGAUGAGCUUAGGAACUUCAGUGAGCCGUGCAGCUUGCGGAGGUUAUGCAUACAUUCUGAACCCUCUCAUUUUUGGGAAUCCAAGUUGUUUAGUCCUCGUGCACGUUCUUUGCUUUUCCACCGCCACAAAUCAGAAACUGGGUGGCUUCCUCCGGUAACAGACGCUUCCUUCGUGAUUGGAAUGUGCAAACUUUUGAUGGUGUUGGAUAUGUAUGACAUGACGUUAUUCUCGGAGUUUCCAAGUGAUAUAGAAGAGCUUGUUCAGUUGUCAUUCCUAGCAAUCUCCGGCCAUUUCCUUUCCAUCCCAUCAUGUAUAGGUAAGCUCACAAAUUUGGAAACUCUCAUUCUGUGGACACCUUUCGACGAGCUUUCAUUCCCUGACAGUCUUUGGAAUCUACGGAAAUUAAAGCUUAUUGAAUUUUCUGGCUCCAAGUACUAUGGCGGGUUUGUCAUUUCCUUGGAAAAUCUCGACAACUCACCCGUGUUAUGUGAGUUGGAAAAAUUUUGGAGGUUAAGAAUUCCUUUUGGGAGCAACAUAGAAUUACUGAUGAGAAAGUUUCCAAACGUUGGUAGUUUGAAAUUCAUUGUUUGCCAAGGUGAUGAUGGAAGUGGAAUGGAUUCUAACGGAAUCAUAUUUCCCGACUUCCUGCUUCAACUUGAAUCACUUGAACUGUCAUGGGAUGGGGGUUUCAGGUGCGAUGGUGAAUUUGAGCUGAGUUUUCCAGCAUCUUUGAAAACAUUGACAUUGGACAGCUGUGAUUUCUGUUGGGGGGCUUUCUCGAUUAUUGGUAAACUGCCAAAUCUCGAAGUCCUCCGAUUGCAUUGGGUUACCUUCAAAGAGGGGAUUUGGGAAAUGAAAGAAGGGGAUUUCUCUAAACUUAAAUUCUUGAGAUUGUAUCGCUUGGAGAACCUUGCCAGAUGGACAGCUGACAACGUUGAAUUUGGCAGUCUUGAGAUCUUAGUAUUGAGCUGGUGCACCAAGAUUGAAGAGUUGCCUGAUGGUCUGGAAAAAGUGGUGACACUUAAAAUGAUUGAGAUCGAUCAUUGCACAGAGACAGCACAAGAUUGGGCAAGACAAGUUGAGGAGAAACAGGUGGAAGAUUGGGGAAAUUCAGAGUUUAAGGUCAUUAUUUCUUCAUGAAAAUGGCCUUUUCUACUGCUGUUUCCUUUUAAACUUUGUAGUGACUUUCCUUUGUAUCUCUGAUUACACCUCUUUUCUACUGUUGUUUCCUUUUAAACUUUGUAGUGACUUUCCUUUGUAUCUCUGAUUACACCUUUGUGUUCAUGAAUUAAUGUGGAAUGUUGUUUUUUUU